AUGUCAUCCCGAUCGCUCGCAAGAUCGCUCCUCAGGUGCAGCCGCGUGGCAGCCGUCAAACCUGUGGCCGCCAUUCCGUCGUGGCACCGUUCCGUCUCGACCGUCUCGCUGCCGACCUCGAAUCGACAGUGGCCCGGUCGUCGACCUCGGCUGACCGAUCACGUGGCGGCAGGUGUCUAUUCACGACAUGGUCAGUCCUGUUGCCGUUCUAUCUAUGCCGAUGUGACUGACCCUGUUACCUUGCUUUCAUCUGCGUUGCCACACCCGUUCUACGGUGACUCGUGGCUCACGUCAUCAUCGUGCGAAACCCCCUAAUCGUCGCCACCCGCUCUCACCUUCGCUCAUCAUCGCCCAUCGCCCAUCGCCCAUCGCCCAUCGCCCAUCGCCCAUCGCCCAUCGCCCAUCGCCCAUCGCCCAUCGCCCAUCGCCCAUCGCCCAUCGCCCAUCGCCCAUCGCCCAUCGCCCAUCGCCCAUCGCACGCCGCUCAGUCCAACGGAGGUCCAUGUUCAUCCAAACCGAGACGACGCCGAACGUCGACUCGCUCAAGUUCAUCCCUGGUUCCGCCGUGUCGACUUCGGGCACCCACGAGUUUCUCGACGCCGGCUCGGCCUCGUCGUCCCCUCUCGCCGAUCGCCUCUUCCACCUCCCCGGCGUCAAGACCCUUUUCUUUGGACCCGACUUCAUCUCGGUCAACAAACACCCCGACGCGUCUUGGGCUGACGUCAAGCCCGAGGUGUACUCCAUCAUCAUGGAGCACUUCACGUCGGGGACACCGCUCUUCCGAGAUGGUCGCGACGAGUCGGGUCCCGAGGACACCAGGAUCCUUGAUUCCGACUCCGAGGUCGUCGCGAUGAUCAAGGAGCUGCUGGAUACGCGGGUACGACCCGCAAUUCAGGAGGAUGGAGGUGAUAUCGAGUACCGCGGGUUCGACGAAGAAGCGGGCAGGGUCGAGCUGAGUCUCAAGGGAAGUUGCCGAGGAUGCGAUUCGAGUACAGUCACGCUCAAGAACGGCAUCGAGAGGAUGUUGAUGCAUUACGUACCAGGUCAGUUUUGGAUUCGACAACUCAUAUCAUCUUUGACUCUCUACUAAACGUGCUUCUCUUGGGCCGCCCACGCAGAGGUCAAGGAGGUCCUGCAGGUUCUCGGGCCAGAGGAGGAAGUCGCGAUCGACGAGUUUGCCAAAUUUGAACGUGAGUAG
Molecule: messenger RNA, 1198 nt
Organism: Microbotryum saponariae
Lineage: Eukaryota; Fungi; Basidiomycota; Microbotryomycetes; Microbotryales; Microbotryaceae
Source: the annotation of a GenBank genome assembly